AUGGUCAUGGGGGUGCUCUCUAGCGCUCUGGACCUAGCCAAGGCGGCCGUGGCGCACGACGAGCAGGGGGCUCUGCCGGAGAAGGUCCUUCCCUACUACAAGAAGGCGAUACGAGCGAUCGACACGGCUCUCAAGCUGCUGCCGGAGCACGUCGCCGAGUCCACCGGUAUCAAGCGGCAUCGGGACAACUACCAAGCGAGAGUCGACAAGCUGACGCAAGGGCUGACACGGGACAACCAGCACAAGGACCGAAGAGUACGGCAGCAGUCGAGAGUCCGCUUCUCGCAGAUGGAUUUAGAUGCGAACCAGUCGACCUUGGAAGCCGAACCGACACACCCGGCGAGGAGAUCCUACUGGGUCUUGAGGCUAGUGCGAACCACCAUUUUGUACGGGGGUCACCUGACGCCCAAGCUCUACGCGCCCAAGGAAGUGUGGACGCAGGUGGGGGUGAAGGUAUCGGGGUUCGCUCCGCGAAUCGCUGCGCUGGAGUCGGUGCUCUACAUGGUCAUCGACCAGGUCAAGGACCUGCCCAAGCCCGUAGACGCGGAGGCUAGAAAGGAGGCGGCGGAGGUAAUGCGAACGUUUAGGCAACAGGCCCACAAGCUACAGACGGAUCUGUCACGGCAUUUCCCCUACGUUGUCCAGGUGGACCCGCUCGGGCUUGCCAAAGAGCUGGGGCCUAAGUCUAACCUCGGCAGGCUGAACAGCGUGAUGAAGAACAUCGGCCGAAACGUGAAGCAUUCUGCGGUAGUGGCGGUGGAGAGGAUUGGCGCGGGCAUCAACGGCAAGCACGUCGACGACGGGCUGGCAUACUACAAGCAGGUGGUGUCGGAGCUGUGCUCGGAGUGCCAGGUGUUCGACUCGUGGUUCGUGCACCUGCAGGACCAGAUGGCCAAGAACGGUGGGUUCGGAGGAGGAAGAAUAAUCACCAACGCGCACCUGACUUGGCGUGGCGUGGCGUGGCGUGGUGUGGUAGAUGUUUCGUUUCCGCCGGGAUAA
Messenger RNA from Ectocarpus siliculosus, 999 nucleotides. The record is from the annotation of a GenBank genome assembly. Lineage: Eukaryota; Phaeophyceae; Ectocarpales; Ectocarpaceae.